Scomber japonicus (chub mackerel) is the source of this 771-nucleotide messenger RNA. RefSeq names its product claudin 10d (gene cldn10d). NCBI's taxonomy places the organism in Eukaryota, Metazoa, Chordata, Actinopteri, Scombriformes, Scombridae. Bases 1 to 771 code for a protein of 256 amino acids. Gene Ontology annotation, molecular function: structural molecule activity. Gene Ontology annotation, biological process: bicellular tight junction assembly; cell adhesion. Gene Ontology annotation, cellular component: bicellular tight junction; plasma membrane. The transcript has 5 exons. The record is from RefSeq and is a predicted model, not a curated record.
AUGAAGUACAGGACGGUGAUGAUGUACAUGGAGAUCGGCUGCUUUGUAUCCUGUCUGUGUGGCUGGAUCCUGGUGUGUUCCACUCUUCCCACAGAGUACUGGACUUUCUCUGAGGUUGGCAGCAUUGUGUUGACCACCUCCAACUACUACUCUAACCUUUGGAAGGACUGCAUCUCAGACACCACGGGGGUGUCCGACUGCAAGGAUUACCCUUCCUUGCUGGCCCUGCCUGUGUUCCUACAUGCCUGCAGAGCGCUGGCUGUCUGCUCUGUCAUCACCGGCUUCUUCGGAGGCGUCCUCACACUCGUAGGGAUGAAAUGCACUAAAAUAGGCGGAUCAGAGCUUGCCAAUGCAAGGGUGACAUUUGCAGGCGGUAUAACCUACCUGGUUUCAGGAUUCUGUGGUAUGAUCACCUACUCAUGGUGGGCCAAUAAAGUCAUAACAGAGUUCGUGGAUCCAAAUUUCAGGGCACAGAAAUUUGAACUUGGAGCUGCGGUUUUCAUUGGUUGGGGAGGCUCUAUCCUUAUCAUCUGUGCAGGGACUGUGAUGACUUUCUUCUCUGGAAAAGAAGGCCUACCAUCAAGUUCCCAGCAAAGGCCACGUAGACCGGCCACUUACGCUACCGCCCGCACCAGACGGACCUACAUGAUGCCGCCCACGGGAUCCAGAGUGACGCUGGGGCCCCCACUGUUCUAUGAAGGCAGGAAAAGUCGAGCAACCAGAUCACCAACGAAAACAACUCGGACCUUCAGCAGGGACGACUUCGUCUGA